AUGGUCAGGACACGCUGGCAGCAGGCUUUGUGCUCCUGCAUCUAUGACUGGACGCGUGUGACCAACGAUGGCCUGGUGGUGGGCCGCGGACAGGCGGAGGCGGAGACCUUGGAGACGGUGCCCACCGCGAGCGUGUUGACCAGGUGGGAUCCUUUGCGUGGCCUUGAGCGCGAGGAGUUCGUGUCCCAUUGCAUCAACUACAGCCUCCAGGAAAGAGUUCGGAGAAGCCUCAAGUGGCUUAGCGACGAGGACUUGGGGUACGUGGGCGGGCACCACUUCGGCGACCAGGCGCAGCAGCUGGAAUGCCUGCAGGCGCGCGCCUCGGCGCAAGCUGCCGACGCUCCCCUGGAGGCUGCUGAGGCUUUUGUGCCGGUUAGGGGGUUGCUGGUGAGCGACAAAUGCAAGGCAGAGUAUCUGAGGCUCGAUCCACAGCAAUUAUUCCGUCCGGCGACGCUGGCGUACAAGGAGAACGCUUUCAUCAAUGACUGGUGGUUCCUCGCAGAUCUGUGCCUCUUGCUGAGCAUCGCCGGGCUGGUGGCUGUGUUGCCAUUGAUUUCCUCGGCGCCCAUCAGCGACAUCUCAGCAAAGCCCGGGAGCAACUGGGUGGUGGUCACCACGGCCCGGCCCCACGGCGUCGGCUUUCGGCCGGGCGUCCAACGCGUCCUACAGCGGCUGUUCGGAUCCCCAAAGAUCCGGCUGUGGGGCACUGGCUGUCCGCUUGAAGGCAAGAAUGCGUGGCAGGUGGAUGACGUCCUCAAUGCUUCGCAGCUGCGCAUCUUUGCCAACGGAAUGGGCAUUGGAGAAUCAUCGAAAGGUUUUUGCCGCCUGGUCUUCCCAGCGUCACUGAUUUGGACCUCAAUACUUGGCGUGCCAGUUCUGGUCGCUAUCGUCUUUCAGCUGUUGCUGAUCACACUGCUGGGUUCUCUGGGUGCAUUUCGCCUGGUUCUGGUUGCACCCGCUGUGCUUUUGGGCUUGUCCGGUUAUUGGUGCCAAUGGCUGCAAACGCGGAAUGCCUUGGACGAACAGAUUCGGUUCUAUCGUCGCCUGAUGGGGCCCUCCCCUUGCGAAAGAGGGGCUAUGCGAGCCAUUUCUGGUGGACAACUCCGUGAAUUUCACAGGGUGUUCCAGACCUUCAUUGGUCGGCGGAAUAUGUACUAUGUCGUGAACAACAUCGUGACGCCCGUGACGCGCCCGUGGAACUUGUCUUUAGCUGAACUAAUGGGAUCUGGCACUCUGGACUACUACGUGAGCUUCCUUUGGAUCAAUGCCUUUGAGGAUUUGGUGGCAUCUAUCCGUCGGCACUACCAAACGUCUGACUUGUCCAACAGGUACUGGAUAGAUGUUUUUGCCUUGAACCAGCAAAAUAUUCAGGCUGAAAUUGGCGACGGGCAUUUGCGGGACUCAUCAUUUUUUCAUGCAAUGAGAAGCUCUUCUUGCAAGGGCGGAUUUGUUGUCUUUGCAGAUGUCGACAGCUUGGGCGCUGUGUUCACGCGCUCUUGGUGCAUCUUCGAGGUCUACACAAUGAUACAGGAUAACCAGAGGAGCGGACCAUAUGAAGGUUUGCUUUUCCGUACCCCCUGCGGAAGUUUGUCGGAAUGCAGUUUCGACUUCGUGAUGGAUUGCGUGCGCAGGCUUCGCAGCAUUGACCUACGAGAGGCGACCGCCGCGUCGCAGCAAGAUGUGGCUAUGAUCGAGGACUACAUCAGUGAGCUCGGGGGCUGGGAUUUCAUUUGGAAUCUCAUCAUGGAAAGUGUCACAGAGGCGGCCAUGUCACUGGAAGCGCAGGCCAUCGAUGCCGCCGUGGUCUUGAAGGUCGACACCCUGCUGAGGGAUUUUGCCGCCACGCUGAGCCCACCAUGCGCCAGUUCCCCAGGCCCACAACGAGCUCUCGGUGCUGGGCAGCUAUCGGUGCUCCGAGAGUUUUUUGGGUCGGUCCUGGAUGGCAGAGACAUGUAUUGGAUCUGCGAUCGCAUCGUGAAGCCCCUGACUCGGGAAAAGCGCUUGUCCUAUGCCGAGCUGGUGGGAUGUGGGGAGUUGAAUUGGUUUAUCUCACAUUGGUGGGGAAUGCACUUCAAUAAGACUGUGGACAGUGUAGUAAAGCAUGCGACCAGCAGUGCCAGCAGCUGGGAGAGCGUGCGAUAUUGGAUUUGCACCUUCAGCAACAACCAGUGGGCCAUGGACGAAGAAAUCCCACCAGGGGCUCCGCCGAGCGAGUCCUCGUUCUACAAAGCGCUGCGUUCCAGAUCCUGCCAGGGCACGUGUAUGAUUUUGGACGGAAGUGUGGUACCUUUGACUCGUGCCUGGUGUUUGUUUGAGCUGCUGCAGACCUUCACCAUCCAAGACGAAACCGCUCCGCGCGAAGGUUUGGCGAUCUUGACCUCUUCGGGCGUGCUAAACAGCGGGAGAUGCAGCAUUGAUACCGCCAUGGCCAUCGGGCAAGAGCUCACCACUCUGAGGCUGGAGAACGCCCAGGCCUCCAAGGAGGAAGACAAGCAGCUCAUCUUCGGCGCGGUGCAAGCUGCGGGGGGCUUCGAUGCCAUCAACUCGAAGCUCAGGCAGAAGAUUCGAGAAGUCCUUGGCACAGUGGCGAGCCAGUGGAAUCGGGACAUCAACCGACUGCAGAUCCAACUUGGAUCUGACCGGUUUGCGUUUUCGCACUGCGGCUUUGGCCCGUGA
Messenger RNA from Effrenium voratum, 2676 nucleotides. NCBI's taxonomy places the organism in Eukaryota, Dinophyceae, Suessiales, Symbiodiniaceae. The record is from the annotation of a GenBank genome assembly.